UUAGUUUCAUCACUAGGAUCAAUUAUAUCAUUCAUUAGUGUUUUAAUUUUCAUUUUCAUUAUAUGAGAAGCAAUAACCUCAAAACGCUUCGUAAUUAACUCUCAAUUUCCAACUUCAUCAAUUGAAUGACAACUUAAUCAUCCGCCAUCAGAACACACAUUUAAUCAAAUCAAUAUUUUAAUUAAAUAACUAAUGAUAUCAUGAGCUAACCUAUCAUUUCCAAACAGAAACUCCCCAAUUAUAGAACAGUUAAUUUUUUUUCAUGACCAUUCUAUAACAAUCAUUGUUUUAAUUACCUUAAUUACACUUUAUAUAAUUAUAAAUGUAGUUUUAAAUUCUAUAACAAGUCGGUUCCUUAUAGAAGGUCAAGAGAUUGAGACCCUUUGAACCAUUAUCCCUGCUGUGAUUUUAAUCUACAUUGCUCUCCCAUCUCUCCGACUACUUUACUUAAUAGAAGAAUCAUUCUAUCCAUCAAUCUCAAUAAAAGUUAUCGGGCAUCAAUGAUAUUGAUCAUAUGAAUACCCCGACUUCAACAUUGAACUUGAUUCAUUUAUAAUCCCAAAUUUUGAUGAAAACCUAUCCACAUUCCGUUUAUUAGACGUUGACAACCGAAUUGUCCUGCCUUAUAAUACUAAUAUACGAAUCCUAAUUACAUCUGCUGAUGUUAUUCAUUCAUGAACAAUCCCAACACUUGGAGUCAAAAUAGAUGCAGUCCCAGGACGAUUAAAUCAAAUUUCAACAAUAGCUAGACGCCCAGGAAUCUUUUAUGGCCAAUGUUCAGAAAUUUGUGGAGCAAACCAUAGUUUUAUACCUAUUUCUAUAGAAGUUACAUCACUAAAUAAUUUCCUCAAUUGAAUUAAACUAUUUU
Molecule: messenger RNA, 868 nt
Organism: Ornithodoros turicata
Lineage: Eukaryota; Metazoa; Arthropoda; Arachnida; Ixodida; Argasidae
Product: cytochrome c oxidase subunit 2-like
Exons: 1
Biological process (GO): ATP synthesis coupled electron transport
Cellular component (GO): membrane
Molecular function (GO): cytochrome-c oxidase activity; copper ion binding
Source: RefSeq, a predicted model, not a curated record